GGGGGGGCUUUUAACUUCUUCUAAGGCAGACAGAUUGAGAUUUUCAGCCGAAGGCAAAGGCACAGAAGAAGAGAGAGAGAGAGAAGCUGCCAAACAAAAGGGCAGGAAAAAAGAAUGGAUGCGUUGGAUUCAGUUUUCGAUCCGCUGAGGGAUUUCGCCAAGGACAGCGUUCGUCUGGUCAAGCGCUGCCACAAGCCCGACCGCAAAGAAUUUUCCAAGGUUGCGGUGCGUACAGCGAUAGGAUUCGUGGUGAUGGGAUUCGUUGGAUUCUUCGUCAAGCUCAUCUUCAUCCCCAUCAAUAACAUCAUCGUCGGAUCUGCCUGACUCUCUUUCCCCACAGAUCUGGUUAUGUUGAUGCACACUGCAAGCAAGAAAAUUUUCGAGGUGGAAAACAGCAGACCAGUUACCACUGAAGAUGGAUUCAAGUUAUACAUAUUACAGCUAUGCGUUUGGAUGUCUUCCUUGUCUUUGCCAUAUAUCUUUCCAAAAAUGUGCUGAUUUAAUGUUGCAUAAUAAGAUAUUUACAUUGUUGAUGGUUGAAAUGUAUACUGCAUUUGGCGUUCAUCUAUUAUUUCACUGUGCCACCAAUAUCAAAUUAAGUGGAUUACCUUUUAAUAGUUACCUUGAUUUAGUCAA
This is a messenger RNA of Coffea eugenioides, 636 nucleotides long. Its product is annotated as protein transport protein Sec61 subunit gamma-1. The record is from RefSeq and is a predicted model, not a curated record. The coding region runs from base 115 to 324 and encodes 69 amino acids. Gene Ontology annotation, molecular function: transmembrane protein transporter activity. Gene Ontology annotation, cellular component: Ssh1 translocon complex; membrane. The transcript has 3 exons. Lineage: Eukaryota; Viridiplantae; Streptophyta; Magnoliopsida; Gentianales; Rubiaceae. Gene Ontology annotation, biological process: protein targeting; post-translational protein targeting to membrane, translocation.